Paraglomus occultum is the source of this 1125-nucleotide messenger RNA. NCBI's taxonomy places the organism in Eukaryota, Fungi, Glomeromycota, Glomeromycetes, Paraglomerales, Paraglomeraceae. The record is from the annotation of a GenBank genome assembly.
AUGAAAGAAACCAGCCAACGCUUUCCUCAGCGUAGCUUUACGUUGCCUGUAAUGAUACCGGACGACAACAUUUCUGGCAUACCAACACCCCCAAAGAACGUCGACUAUCUGAGCUACGAAUGGAAAGAAAACGAAUUAGAGACUUCGUGGAAGGUAAUGUCUAAACAAAAAAACGAACACGCGAAUGGAAUUAGGUUGGAAAAUGCAAGCUGGAGGACUUGGGCUAAACAAAAAUAUCAUCUUCGAACUGUCAACCCCUCGAAAUUGAACUGGUUGAAAGACAGUGACGUAACUUGGCUCUAUGGUCCACUCCACACUGCUCAUAGUCCAAUAUUAGAGGAAUCAUCGCCAAAAUCGACACAAGACAAGUUUCUUAUGGGUUGCAAAUCAUGUCUCAAAAAAAAAUCCAUAUCGGAAGUAUUCCGAUUUAAUCCAAGGCCGCGUCCUCGCCUGAACAGCUGCUCGUCGGAUACUCAACUCUACCAAAAAGAGUCGGAUGACUCUAGCAAUUCGCAAGAAUACCAUAUAAGAUUCAACAAUAAAGUAGAACAAUACAUGGCGGUCGACGAGGAAGAGUCCGAUGAUGAAAUGAUUGAGGAUAACGGCAGCGAGAGUGGGAGCAACAGUGACGACAGCGCGAUCGUAAUGAAAAUCUCAAGGAGUCCUCGGCGUCGGACAAAUAUAUGUAAAUUGGAACCGACAACGCUCAAGUCUGACAGGAUAGCAGACAAUCAGUAUUCCGCCUUGUAUUCAAGGCGGAAUUCCAAGCGUUCGUCUAGGCACUCUUCAUCGUCCGGUUCGACUACAGCAGCAGCAUCCUCUUACUCUGCCAACUCGUGUCUAUCAUCAUCUCCCCACUCGACGACUUCCCUCCCAUACCCGACAUAUUCCAACUCCUGCUGCUCGUGGGUGGAUGACUUGGACGUAGAUGACUAUACUGGGUUCGGCGUGUUUGCGCCAGAUGUCUUUGAAGACUUUGACCCCUCCCAGUCCGAACGGAGCCGAGUACACGAUCCCGAGUUUGAUGGGGUUGGUUUGGUGGAUAGGGCUGUGCACAUCGCAAGCAACGUAAAGGACAUCGUGCAUUGGUGUUCGUCGAUGGUGUUCAACGGGCAAGUGUUUUGA